This is a messenger RNA of Carlito syrichta (Philippine tarsier), 1185 nucleotides long. RefSeq names its product ceramide synthase 3 (gene CERS3). Gene Ontology annotation, cellular component: membrane. Gene Ontology annotation, molecular function: sphingosine N-acyltransferase activity; DNA binding. Lineage: Eukaryota; Metazoa; Chordata; Mammalia; Primates; Tarsiidae. Gene Ontology annotation, biological process: ceramide biosynthetic process. The transcript has 11 exons. The coding region runs from base 25 to 1185 and encodes 386 amino acids. The record is from RefSeq and is a predicted model, not a curated record.
GUCACUGCCAGGAGAGCGGCUGGAAUGUUUCAGACAUUUAAAGAAUGGUUCUGGUUGGAAAGAUUCUGGCUUCCUCCAUCAAUAAUGUGGUCAGAUCUUGAAGAUCACGAUGGACUCAUCUUUGUAAAACCUUCACAUUUAUAUAUGACUAUUCCAUGUACUUUUCUCCUGCUGAUUAUCAGACGUUUAUUUGAAAAAUUUGUUGCUACACCUCUAGCAAACACAUUUGGCAUUAAAAAGACAGCUCGAAAGAUUACACCGAAUACUGUCUUAGAGAAUUUUUUCAAGCAUACUACAAGGCGGCCCUUGCAAAGUGAUAUUUAUGGACUGGCAAAGAAGUGCAACUUGACGGAGCGCCAGGUUGAAAGAUGGUUUAGGAGUCGGCGAAAUCAAGAGAGGCCUUGCAGGUUGAAAAAAUUCCAGGAAGCUUGCUGGAGAUUUGCAUUUUACUUCAUGAUAACUGUUGCUGGAAUUGUAUUUCUUUAUGAUAAACCUUGGGUUUAUGACCUAUGGGAGGUGUGGAAUGGCUAUCCCAAACAGCCUCUGCUGCCAUCCCAAUACUGGUACUACAUUUUAGAAAUGAGUUUUUAUUGCUCUCUGCUAUGUAGCCUUGGCUCUGAUGAUAAGAGAAAGGAUUAUCUAGCGCAUGUCGUCCACCACCUGGCUGCUAUUAGUCUGAUGAGCUUCUCUUGGUGUGCUAAUUAUAUUCGCAGUGGGACCCUCGUGAUGUUUGUGCAUGAUGUGGCUGACAUUUGGCUAGAGUCUGCUAAGAUGUUUUCUUAUGCCGGAUGGAGGCAUACCUGUAACACCCUGUUUUUCAUCUUCUCCGCCAUGUUCUUCAUCAGCCGCCUCAUUGUUUUUCCCUUCUGGAUCUUAUAUUGCACAUUGAUUCUGCCUCUGCAUUACCUCGAACCUUUCUUUUCGUACAUCUUCCUCAACUUCCAGCUCAUACUCUUACAGAUCCUUCACCUUUACUGGGGUUAUUUCAUCCUGAAGAUGCUCAAAAGAUGUAUAUUCACGAAGAAUAUCAAGGAUGUGAGGAGUGAUGGUGAGGAUGAGUAUGAAGAAGAAGAGGAAGAAGAGGAGAAAGAGGAAGAGACUACCAAAGGCAAAGAGAUAGACUGUUUGAAGAAUGGCCUUGGGGCCAACAGGCGCCUCAUUCCCAACGGUCAGCACGACCAUUAG